AUGAAUGAGUCGAAUAACAGAGGAAGAACCCGACAACGUAGAAGUAACAACGACGGAAUCAACAUCGAAGAUAGCGAAGACAAUAACUUUAUCGUGAAUGACGAUGGUAUGUUCAUUGACGAUAAUGAUUCGUUAGAGGAUGAAUGUAUAACUCCAAAAGACGAUGAAGAUAAUAUAAACUCCAGAAGAAAGAGAACUGAUAGAUUAAAUAGAAACGAAAAUAAAAAUAUGGCUAACGGAAGAGGAGAGUCCAACAACGGUAGCGGUAGUUUGCGCCGCGGAGUUAACAAUCAACAUGCACAACAACAUGCACAACAACAUGCGCAACAACAUGCGCAACAACAGUACAAUAGUCGACACCCAGAAGGUAGUAAUUCCAGCAUACUAAUAAAUGGCGCUCCGUCAGAUGGCGCAAUGCCGGAUAGUGGCCUCCCCAAUGGCACAACGCAGGGUGUCACGAGCAAUAUCAGAAACGGGCUCUUCGUUUUCAACGGAGACAACAUCUUGGGUGGAAGUGACGGCAAUGGAAACAGAGGUAUGCGUGGCUUGAACCAAGGCCUACUCGAGGGCGUAGGCGCAAGCGCAUCCUCUAGCAUAGGCGCAAAUAUGGGCGCAGAUAUCUCCACCAACAUAGCAGCCAACGCGCACGACUGUGAUGGAGUAAAAAACGAUCCCUUGAGCCACAUCCACGGGGGCGAGAGGGACAACGUGUUCGUCAACGGAUCAAGCAACUACUUCGUGCAGAACGGAGUGCACGCGGAGAGUAAUCACGCGAAUGAAGGAAGAGAUGCAUGGGAUGACCCCAUGGAGGAGGAACAACAGGAUGAGGAGGAAGAGGAGGAAGAAGAGGAAGAAGAAGAAGAGCAGGAGCAAUCCAAUCAGUAUGAAGAAUUGAACCGAGAAAAUCAGGCCAACGCACGUAUGCAAGGAGUCGAAUUGAACGAAGUCGGGGCAAGAGAAAAUAUUAAAAAGAAGGACGAGGAAAUGGAAAGAAAUAUGUUGCACAUGGUGGAGAAUGAUCCGAUAAAUGACGAACUAGUAGUAGCAUCAAUACUUAACAAUGAGAAUCAGUUGGAUUCUGAAUCUCAUGUAAAUACAUUAAGUAGUGCAGUAGGAAGAAUAUCUACAGAAGAUUCUUCCAUCCCUGGGGUAGGAUCCCAAGGAUCAGCAGUAGCUCUUCCCACAGGGGGACUAACAGUCGAAAGUUUCAUACAAUGUUUAAAAAGAGAACUGACCUGUCCAAUAUGUUUAGAUUAUUUCUACCUACCCGUAACGAUGAAUUGUGGGCAUACCUUUUGUCGAUACUGCAUAGGUCAUAACAAAUUGAAUGGAAAAAAUUGUCCCUUGUGUAGACAAGCCUUAGGGCAUACAGUUUGCAUCAAUACUAUUAUUUCAAACUUAGUUCGCAUAUAUAAUUUAAGAAGAAAAUCCAUCAAGGUGUACAAGUCUAUUGAAAUAGUGAACACAGUGGAUGAAAUGUGGUGGAACGAAAAUUUCAUUAAACCACAAGUUAGUGUUCCUUUAUUUUUACGUAUAUUUCUCAACGAUAUGAUAUCUGUACCUGUCUUUUUUGACGAUCUGACUGCUUGCAUUGUUGAUUUUUUCACAGUCAACAAUCUGUGGUCAAGAGCCAAGUGGGUAUUUAAUAUUAACGACUGUAAAAUAUUCAGUGAACUCAUUGGAUACGAUAAGGACAACAGGGAAGUUACCAACGACAGGUUACAUGCAUGGGUGGAGAAUUAUAUCACACAGAACCCAUCCAUGUGCAUUAGAAAAGAUGAGAAAAUUAUUUUAAAAAUUAUUCAAGAUAGAACCCAUAAAAUUGAUAGCCAAUUUUUUGAUUCAUCUGCAUUGCCGAAUAGAUUACCGUGGGAUGGAGGAAGACAUGUUAAGAGCUUAAUUCAUAUGCCUCAUUCGUCCGUCUCUCUGUCGCACCUCAUAUUUGUCAAGGCAGAAAACAACAACCUUGGUGUAGUCGAUUGUGGAUCAACUAUUGGUACCAUGAUCAAGGUUAAUAAUAAUCACGUAUUGAAAGAGGGAGAUAUUAUCCAUAUAGGAGAUCGACUUGAAGUUACCGUCUCCAUUGAUAAGAACACCGCAGGUAUGCCUUACAAAGGAUACGUGUGGGACAAGAAGUCUAAUAAAGUGCUUGAUAGGCACGAGUUAAACGAGCUCAUGAAGGAGAAGGGCAAAGAAGGAGGGGAAGAAGCAGGAGCAGUAGGUGUUAAGGAGAAUGAGGAUGAACCUGAACAGAGAGGAGAAGGGGCAUCUGAAUCGAGAGGCAAUCCAAACACGGAACAUCUCGAAGAAGGAAUCUCUGAACAGGUUGGAGAGCGAGGGGCAGAUGGACAUGACUCAGCCAAUAACGCAGGAGAAGAUGACAUGCCUUCGUAUUGUGAAAAUAUCGAGUCGAAUUUGCUUAUUAAAUUCGACUUUGGAACUGUUAAAGAUGAAGUCACUUUAAAAACAGAAUAUAUCGACCCCAAGGGAGUAGUUUUAGGGAGAGGUCCUUAUGCUCAGUCCAGCUAUAAAAAACUGUCCGUUACAAAUUCCAAUGGUUAUGUAUCUAGAGAACACUGCUUAAUAUACUAUGAUGGAACUAAACCCGUUGGAGAAAGAUGGCUUUUAAGGGAUACUAGUACCUUGGGAACGUUCUUAAAAAUUCCACCCUUUUCUGAACCCGUCCCUUUACCUGUGGGUUCUAUUUUUAAAGCCGGCCAAUGUAAAAUUGAAGUUUGUUCUCGUGACAGUGCACAAUUUGCACAACACCCUGCCAGGUCCAUUUCGCUACUCAACACGAACAAUCGACCGAACAUGGGCCCCCCAAACCCGGACGAUAAUAGGAACAACGACAAUGGAAAUGGUAAUCCGAACAAUCAGAGCAAUUCCGGUGGAGGCCAAGGAAGUGGCGCAAGCGGUGGUGGCGCAAGCGGCGGUGGUGGAAGUGGUGGUGGUGGAAGUGGUGGUGGUGGAAGUGGUGGUGGUGGAAGUGGUAGUGGUGGAAGUGGUGGUGGUGGAAGUGGCAGUGGUAGUGCUGAAGGCAAUGAAAGAGGAAAUGGCAGACAAAGCCGUGGAGGCAACCACCACAACAAUGGGAGAAACAACUACCGUAAUCAGACAAGCCCUGGAGGCGUGAAUCACAACUUCAUGUUUGCCAGAUGCGCAGAAAGAAUACAAACAAAUAGUAAUAACAACAGUAGUGUAGAGAGCUUACAAGGGUACAACUAUAGGGAACAAUACCACCACCCCCUUGAUGUAAAUAAUGCAGGGGGUGGUUACUGGAUAUUUAAUGGAAAUGCUCUGCAGAAUUAUCGAAGGAGUCCAAGAUCCUAUAAUGUAACCAACAGUGGUAACUUUGUGAAUAUGGCGAACGGAAUAACCAUGACAGGGAUCAAUCAUGAUGGUUGUGCCGGUAUUAACAGAGCGUGCUUGAAUACUCAGGGCGCAGAGCAGUAUCAGCACCAGUACCAACUGGAGUAUCAAGAUCAGAAUCCCCUUCGUCAAUUCCACCAACAUCAACAGCAACAGCAUCAUCACAAUCGCGACACGUACUUCUACAACUACCUCCAACAUAGGGUUAAUCGCCAAGGGAACGAUAGACGCCUAAGUAACGGCAAUGAUGUUAAUGAAAACGGUGAUGAUCAUGAAAAUGGCAACAACGACUUUUCUAAUAGUCGUAUCGAUGAUGCCAGGAAUAACAACAAUGCGAAUGGAACGAGUGGUCCGGGAGGUAGCCAAAACAGAGAUAAUCAAGGCAGUGCAAGUAAUACCAGCAAUCGUUAUAACGGACAUAUAUGUCGAUAUCACGGGUGGCAGACGAACCGCAAUGGUUCCAACCCAAUCGAUGGAAGUUACUACGGAAACAACAUCCACAAGGAGAUGAUUAGCGUUAACGCCGAAAGGAGUCAAAUGAACGGCGAAGGUUAUUACACUGAGCCAUUAGGAAGAAGCCUUGUACAUGUGAACUACGAUGAAGUUUUCUCUUCGGGGCAUUUUCCCCAUGAAAGCCACAAUGGAAAUUUGUACAUGCAUAAUAUGGGAAGAAUAAACCCAGUAGUAUGCAGUGCCCCUGCCACAGGAGCAACCUUCCUUCGCAGUGACGGUUUUAAGUCGUAUCAGAAUAUGAGGGAGCAGCAUGUGGGGGAAUGUCCCAAUCACGAUCACCAUAGUAGUUUAGAUCAAAGUACUGAACUUAAAGGAAGAAGGGAUGAGGAUGGUGAAGGUGAAGAGCGAAAUGAGGAGGGCUUUCAAAAUUGUAACUCUAAUGAUGGUGCACAUUGUGCAAGUAUGGGUGUAGUAGUGAACAACCCACAAAGGACUGAUGCCAUCGUUCUGAAUAAAAACUGUCGUAGUGACUCCAACCAUGAGAAGAAGAUAAGAAUGAACCCUCACAAGAAGAGCAACAAGGGAAGUAGUAAUGAUGUAGUUGACGGUCGCAAUGGUUUGGUUUAUUGGAGCCCCGUAAGGGAGGGCUUUUGGAACGUCGUAAAUGAAAGAGAUUUUCUCAUGAACAACGCUUCGAGCGAUGUGACAUGUAGUGCAUGUGGAAGGAGGGAGAAUUAUUGGAAAACGGAGAGCGCCUACAAGAAGAAGAGAAAUCACGCGGAAACGUUUACGUACAAUAGCCUCUUCACUGUGGAAGAGGAAGAAGAAAGGGGAAAUAGCCUUACGGAGGGGAAAAACCUGAACAGGGGAGGCACCCAUAUAGAUCACCAGGGAGAGUCAGAUAUCCAAGAUGAGGAGUAUCAUUGCGGUGCAGGAUGCGAUGUCAGUUUCAAUGCCACCUGCGAGGACGACGUGGUCACAAAGAAUAUCAACACCGCUGCGGCACAGACAGGCUUAUUUAACGAAAUAGAGCCCCUCAACUUGAUUUACGACUACAUCCACGCCCUAGGAACAAACGAGACUGAUAACUCCGGCAGCAGCCAAAGAUUUAUGUGGGAAGGAAAUGAGGAAAUGAUCAACCUUCUAAAUAGCUCCAACGUGAAAACGAAAAAAAUUAACUCCCUCAGCAUAUUCCCCAUGGUGCAUCUUCCAAACUACAACUCUGAGUUUAAGCAGACCAACGAAGACACCCUCAACGGAAACGAAAACACGAGAAGAGUAUUAUACACUGAACGCGACCAUUUUUGUGAAAAUAAGGGGAUGCAGUCUUCCAUAAAAAUGAGUAACUGA
Molecule: messenger RNA, 5175 nt
Organism: Plasmodium knowlesi strain H
Lineage: Eukaryota; Apicomplexa; Aconoidasida; Haemosporida; Plasmodiidae
Product: zinc finger protein, putative
Exons: 1
Coding region: 1-5175 (1724 amino acids)
Molecular function (GO): protein binding
Source: RefSeq, a predicted model, not a curated record